UCCACGAAUUCCACCCCAUCAGCUCGGGCUUGGAGGCCAUGGCUCUCAAAUCCACCAUCGACCUCACCUGCAACGACUACAUCUCUGUCUUUGAGUUUGACAUCUUCACCAGGCUCUUCCAGCCAUGGUCAUCUCUUUUAAGGAACUGGAACAGUCUGGCAGUCACACACCCGGGGUACAUGGCCUUCCUAACCUACGACGAGGUCAAGGCUCGACUGCACAGGUUCAUCCACAAACCUGGCAGCUACAUCUUCAGGCUGAGCUGCACUCGGCUGGGCCAGUGGGCAAUCGGCUACGUGACAGCCGAUGGGAACAUCCUGCAGACCAUCCCCCAUAACAAACCACUCUUUCAAGCCCUCAUUGAUGGAUACAGAGAGGGAUUCUAUCUGUUCCCAGAUGGUCGUACACAGAACCCAGACCUAACAGGGCUGUGUGAACCUUCUCCACAGGACCACAUCAAAGUUACUCAGGAGCAGUAUGAGCUCUACUGUGAGAUGGGCUCCACUUUCCAGCUCUGCAAGAUCUGUGCAGAGAACGACAAGGAUGUGAAGAUCGAGCCCUGCAGACACCUGAUGUGCACCUCCUGUCUGACUGCCUGGCAGGAGUCGGAGGGUCAAGGCUGCCCCUUUUGCCGCUGUGAAAUUAAAGGCACGGAGCCCAUCGUGGUGGACCCCUUCCACCCGAAGGCCAGCGUGGCUUCCUUUGCCGGUUUCCAGGGGUCCAGCAGAGCAGAAGCUGCCGCCAAUGACGAGGAAGACGACGAUCGCCUGGAGGACCACCUUCUCAUGAGCAGGCUGGCCUGCACAAAGGUAGAGCGCCCGCCAUCUCCAAUGUCUCAGCUGCCUCCGGUGCCCCCGCGACUGGACCUCCUGCAGCAGAGACCCUCCAGCUCCCACAGCGUUCAGGCUCAGGGAGCCACAGCCAAGAUUGCAGCCACUCACAGAGACAAGCCACUACCUCCGCCUCCAGCCCUAAGAGAGCUGCCACCUCCUCCCCCCCCAGAGCGCCCCUCCCUGGUGGGCCAGGACUCCAGAUUCCAGAGGAGACCCCUGCCCUCCACCCCCGACCAGCCCGCCUGGGCUUCCAACUACAUGGUCCCACGUCCGGCAACCAAGGCCCUGUCGGCCUUGUCCUCCACUCCUCAGAGCAAUGGAACAAGUGGAGAGGGAAGCAAACCCCAAGCAGCUACUAAUGCUAUCUACUGCCUGACUGCAAGAUCUCUGCCAGCAUCAGCAGUGUCGAGCGGGGAGAAGCCGCCGUCUGACUGUGAGGAGAAUGAGUACAUGAGUCCCACCUCUCUCCCAGCCUCCGGUGCCCCCUGGGUCGUAACAGGCUCCUUGGUGCCCCCGCCUCCGGCCCAGGCAAACCACCACAAUGACAUCAGCAGUGAGGCGGAUGACAUUGACUCUCAGGACCCCCAAGUCUACGAGUCCAUGUGUAUUAUCCAGGCCCAGGCCGGCUCCUCGGAGACGGCACAGGCCCCUGACCUGGACCACCUUCAGCAUUCAGCUGCUGUGGCCCCCCUGGUCACGAAGGAGGAGACCAAGGAGGAGGAGAUUUAUGACUGUCCCAGACCGGUCGUCCAUCCCGCCCCCACCAAAAGAACCCUGUCAGAUAUCAGCGGCCCCUCGGGGCCCUUUUGCACUCUCAGCAUUGACAGUGACGUAAACACCAGUUUGUUUGCAGCAGCUGUCGACCCUGAACGUCCCCCCAAACCUCUCCCACGGCGAGCCAACUCGGACCGGCGACCUCGGCCUGUAAACCGGGAACUUCCUGCAGCGUUGCCAGACCUCCCUGGUCCCUCCACCUCCGCCCCGCCGCCUCCUCCGCCGCCUGCAGUCCCUGGAAGCCAAGCCCUGAACGGGGAGAUUGAAUGCCUGAUGUCCCAGGGCUACUCCAUCCAGGACAUCCAGAAAGCCCUGAUGAUCGCCCAGAACAAUCUGGAGACGGCCAAGAACAUCCUGCGAGAGUUUGUCUCCAUCCCCUCCACGGCACACAUCGCCACAUAGUCGCUCCAG
Etheostoma spectabile (orangethroat darter) is the source of this 2018-nucleotide messenger RNA. Its product is annotated as E3 ubiquitin-protein ligase CBL. NCBI's taxonomy places the organism in Eukaryota, Metazoa, Chordata, Actinopteri, Perciformes, Percidae. The transcript has 12 exons. Gene Ontology annotation, biological process: signal transduction; negative regulation of epidermal growth factor-activated receptor activity. The record is from RefSeq and is a predicted model, not a curated record. Gene Ontology annotation, molecular function: ubiquitin protein ligase activity; phosphotyrosine residue binding; receptor tyrosine kinase binding. Gene Ontology annotation, cellular component: plasma membrane; membrane raft. Bases 39 to 2009 code for a protein of 656 amino acids.